GUGUCGGGGCGUCCGCUGGCGGCCGAGGCGGCAACCACGCCGGCUCGUGCAGAGCUCGCGGCGUCGAUCACGCAGAUCGAGAAGGCGCUGGCGGCGCUGGAGGGUCACGACGAGUCCUUGCGCGCGCCGCUGCUGACGCAGAUGGAGGAGAAGCAGUGGCCCCUGGGCGAGACCAAGCCCGUGGGCCAGCGGGUCGAUGGCGCCAGGGCCGCCUUCGAGCGGGCGAUCAAACGCCAGGCGGCAGUGGACGAGAGCGCCAUGCUGGCCAAAGCGGCGCAGGAGGCCGCUGCCGUGGAGGUGGCUCAGCUGCGCACGGAGUCCAUGCUGGCCUCAGCGGUCGAGGAGCUCAAGGACUGCAGCCGCGUGAACGAGUCGGCGGUGGCGGAGGCGACCAAGCCGCUUGUGAAGCUGCUGGAGCACUUCAAGGCUACUGUGGGGCUGGCUCACAAGGCAGACCGCCUGCACGCGGAGGGCCCGCGCCGCCUCCAGGGCAAGCAGGAGCCCGCGCUCCCCCCGCCGACCU
Prorocentrum cordatum is the source of this 523-nucleotide messenger RNA. NCBI's taxonomy places the organism in Eukaryota, Dinophyceae, Prorocentrales, Prorocentraceae. The record is from the annotation of a GenBank genome assembly.